AUCGCCCGCUCGCGACGCACACGGAACCGAAAGUGAGACUGGCUCUCCGUUAUUGCCGGAGGCUUCACUCUCCGAGUACGCUAUAUACACAUACACGCGCGGCAAACGGGAAGAGGGGACGCACAGACACAUAGACGUGAACGGCGCUACGACCACAACGCCGGUCCUCUGUCUGCUGCCGCUGCUGCUGCUGUUUCUGCUACUGCGCUAUAGCCGGCUCGAAGGGGGAAUCAUCGGUUCCCCCGCCGCCAGCGCCGAAAGUGGACCAAGCGCAAGGACCACUACGCAUCCGCCGUCUCUCUUUAUUCUCGUUCUAUCGUCUCUCUCUUUCUCUCUCUGUCUUUUUCUUUUUUUUUUUGUCUUGGUGGCUACCGCUGUGGGUCCCCGCCCUAGUUUUGACGUUUUCGUGUGUUUUGGAGGUAGACGCCGGUAUAGAAGAGAGGAGAAAUUCGGAGACGACGCGCUCCUCCUAAAACUGCAGCCCCCCCCCCCCCCCCCCCCUCACAAUCUUCUUCUCCCGGAAUACGUCGCCCGACUGGGGUGCGUGCGGGCACCCAGGAAUGAAGUGGAGCACUUCCUUAUCCUUCUAUAAAAACCGUGGCUCGCCACUGUCCCCAACUUAUUCAAUCUGAUUCCGGGCUGUUAUUCGGAGGUAUACACGCAGAACCACAUCGCGUGCUCCUAAAGAACCUCAUCCCCGGCAUGAUACUUCGGACCUUCGCCAUGCUGGCGCUCGCAGCCGCGGCGUCCACUCGGGGCGCCUUGGCCAAGCCCGGCUUCGACCCGCACUCGCCAGAAGUGCACGCUGUCCACGCCGGCCCCUUCCACACAAUCGUCGACGGGCUCUCGCGGCCGCACCUGGUAGAACCUCGGGGCACGCCCGUCGGCAUCAGCAUCGUGCCGCUGCACGACGCCGGAUACGCUCAGCAGCACGCCAUGGCGCCGGUGACCGUGCAUGUGACCCAAGUGGGCGUUCACCAGGCCCCCGUGAUCGGUGUGUCCGCCGCGCCGGUGGCGGCCGUCGGCGUCCGCGAGGGCCCGCUCGCCCUCCACGCGUCGCACCCGCUGCUGAACGCCGUCGCGUCGCCGGGAAUGGUGCUACACGGCGCGCCCGUGCUCGCCGGCCCCGUCUACCAACCUGCCGUCCAGUCCGAGCCCGUCGGUGCCGCGCUGCCGGUCAAGCAAGAACACCAUGAACAGCUUGUGCCGCAGCCGUACUCCUUCGGCUACGAGAUUUCGGAUGGCUACGGCAACAAGCAAGUCCGGCACGAGGUGAGCGAUGGCCACAACCACAAGCGGGGUUCGUACGGCUUCGUUGAUGCACGUGGCAUCUACCGGCAAGUGCACUAUGUGGCCGACCACAACGGCUUCCGUGCCACAAUCGAGUCGAACGAGCCGGGCGUCGCAGCAGGCUACUCGGCCGGAGCAGCCUUCAAAGUCGGCCAGAGACGAGCCAGGCCCGUUGUCCAUCGCCGGCCGAUACCACCGCCACCCCACAGGGUUCCCGUGCUUGUUCAAAGGGCUCCAGCGAACAAUCUGGUCCAGAAGUCCGUUGGAAUUGCUGCGGCAUUCCAUGCAGCCGUUCCAGCAGCAGUCGCUGGAGGGGUUCCUGCUGGUGUCCAUACGGGAGUCGCCACGCCCGGUCGAGACCCAGCGUUGCAGGCGCUGCAAGUCGUUCAGGCGCUCCACGGAAAGGCCUUGACAGCCCUCCCGGUCUCAUCAGUCCAGUACAGUCCAGGUUUAGAACACUCUGGAGGCAUAGACUUCAUUCCGUCGGCUCCGCGUCUGACUGCCGCCACUACGGCUGGCUCCAGUCUCGUCGACCCACGACGCUCGCACGUUACUUACGUUGAGGCGCCACAAGAACACCCUUUCACGAACUUGAGGACGUCCCCUCCAGUGAACUACGAGGGUGGUCCGGGAGCUCAAAAACAGCACUAGUCUCCAAUUAGCCAUGUAAAUAGUCAAUGUUUGCUCUGUUUUCUUGCGUGUGUUUGUGAUGGUGAAUUCCUAUGGUCGACCAGGAACAUUUGAAACUUGCUCCAGCCUUGACGCUAACUGCUCGGCCAUGUGGCGCGAGUUGGAACUGCAGAGCUAUGCAAAGAUGGAUGAAGGCACAGGGCAAACGAAAGGACACAGAUGUGCGCAACCUAUUGACAUACCUAAUGAUUUACGCUUGCUUGUGUAUUCGUCUAUUGUCCUCGCUUCGUCAAAAUUUGCGUAGUUCUCUAAUAAGGUGUAUCGCGUAAUCAUUAUCUCCAGUGUGUUUCGGCCUAAAUAUUUACAGUUGCUUUCUUUGAUACGCACAACGGCUGCGCACGAAUUAACACUUUGUAGUCGGCCAACCUUUUUCGCUAAAGAUAUGUCCAACAACACGAUUGGCUGGCAUGUGCUCUCAGGAACAGUUCUAGCCUAAGAAUUUUUCCACAUAUAUAGGUCCUGCCUACUGUGGCGUCAUGGGAAAUGCUGGAAGUAGUGUUUCGAUCCUUUUCGACUUGUGGAAUUUUACCCCAGGUGUACGCAAAAUUAAGAUACCUCUUUAAUUAGGUGUCAUAAUAUGGGAAAGUACUGUAGAGUGUUAUUAUUGUCCUUUACGACAUAAAGAGUUAGUCCUCGGGACAAAUAACACGCUAAGAUGAAGAACAAAACAGCUUUACCACACGCGCACAAAACUGGGUGUAAUGUAACAGGUGCAGAUUCGUUGCUUUUGCGAACGGUGCACCCACAUAGUACAACUGAUUUGGCCAGUUGCCUGCUACAAGACGACAUAGUACUUUCAGGUCUGUAUUGUGGCGGUGUGAAUGAACGUGCCAGCACUAGAAGGAAGGCUUGCCAGUAUCUGAAGGAGUAGUGUGCCAAUGUGAGGUAGCGGGCAGCCAAUUUUGCUAUAAUACGUCAAAAGCAGUAAUGAGGCUCAUCAGACAUCUUGAAUCGCGGAUAAGGGGGCUCCUUUACUUAACAAAGCCAUAAUCAUGAGACUGCUUCCGCACACCGAAACGGGAAACUGCGAAAUAUUUGUCUUUGUUUUAUUGUCAAAACGUCAUUUGCCCAGAGCAGCGUCUGGACAUGAGUUGGUGUUCUUUUGGCGCACCUUGGCCUGUGCCAAAGGUCCAGACUGCGUAGUCCAUCAUUAUUGACCUUUAGAACUUCACUGUAAUGGUACUACAGGAACUCCACAACGCUGUGCACCACACCGAUCAGGCGUGAAAGACUUUUCGUUCUUCUAGGCAGCUCUGUAGACCUGCAGAUGGCCUGAUGAAACUAACAGCCGAGUACGGGUUGUUACAGUACACUGCUGUCUUACGCCCCCUACGAUGUGUUUCAUUGAAAAGUUUGCAGUGUGGUAAGUUUCCUGCAAAAAGGUUAAUUUCUCCGAAACGUUGCAAAGUUUCCUUGAAUGCAUACUUUCCUUGGGAGCAGUACGUGACGUAAACAAAGUGCGGUGCCCUUUUACAAUCAUCAUGUGCAAAGUACAACGCAAAUUUUUUUUGCAGAAGCCACGCUCCAUAAACUUUGGAGCAGACUCGACCUUCUUUCGUCUUUUGUGGAAAAAAGGAAUACAACGCUAACAUUGAGCACAAGCAGAGCCAUUGAAAGAUCCUGGAGGGAGGUGAUGACUCUGCGGUACUGUGGUAACUGUGGUAAAGUUCGACUGAUCAGGUUCUCUUCCAACACAUUUUUGAGUGGUGGAGCAGUGUGUGCAUUCACUUGUGACAAUGUAUGACGCGAAAGUGGCACAAUACGCGUGCUACUCCAGAAAGCAUUCGACGUCCUCUCGCAGCAUCACGGCAGCUGUCAUCACGUAUUUUCUUUCCGUGAGAAUGUUGGCGUUUUUUUGUUACGCUUAUGACGUCUGUGUAUUGCGGAUGCCAAUGAUCUUGUCGAUUUCACUGCCCAGUGUAUUGCUCAUGAAAGGAAAUCAAAGUUUUAAAGAGACACUAAUGAGGGACACGGAAGUAGUGCUAUAGUGCUUAUUAGCGACGGUAGCAAACUCCAAACGCUUUCCGUUGAAUUUAGAGUCCGCAACAUGGCUUCGAUGAUAUUUGUGCGGCGUCAAUGAUUUCACGACAUUUUCUUAUUUUUGGCAAGUGUUUUUGUGCAGGAAGCUUUUCGAGGGUUGCAGGUUGAGUCCUCGCUUCCUGUUAAAAGGAUUGAACUUGUUCUUUGUUAGCAAACAAUUAUUUUUGCCAAGCAGAUGCUGCCCCAUGGGGACGUCAUACAAGGCUGGCUGGGAAUAGUAAGGUGGCAUCGGCCCUAGUCUUUUGUUCUUGCGUUUUUGUGGCCUAAGACGGAUGGGGUGCAGGAAGGUUACAUAAGCUCAUUGUUACGCUAAUUUAUUUUAAAUUGAGGAAGUAUGUUUCUUUACGAUAGUUAAUAAUACGUCUCCUUAGCGUCCCUUUAAGAACUUAAGUAUGCACUUCUAACAGCUGUUCGAGUCACAAUAUAUUUUAACGAAUGUUGUACUCUGUGCUUGUGCGUGCUAUCCUGGCUGCUUGGCCAAGACGACAUAAAACGUCACACAAGGACGUGAAAUAAUUGUGCCAUGAGCGAACCUAUGCAUGCUCCUGCUACAUCAUAUGCCAGAGCUGUGGCUAACAAUCAUGCUGGGCGCGAUUCAUGCCCAGGCGAACUUUUGUGUAUAUGUACAUAGACAAAAAUAAAUGAAAUUUACAACGGAUGCUAUCCUAUUAAACUCUUGCUGCUGGUGACCGGUCGCUGCCUGUGAUCCACUGGAACCUUGAAGUUACCAUGAUUACCAGAGGAUGGGCUCUGCAGCGUAGCUUGUGCUGACUCUUUCGUAAACGAAGUUAGCAUGUUUUCAGUUCUUUCAUUCUUUUGUGCAUUAUUGUCUUACUGAUUACAAAAAUCUUUGUUUUCCGGUGGAAAUACGAAAUAUACAUUACCGUUUUUUACAGCAAGAUCACAGGAUCAAAUUUCGCACUUUCAGAUCAGUACGGUUCGCUUUUAUUCAAGGGGAGGCGUUGUCCCCACAGUUAUCAAGCCGUUAAGUGCCGCUGGUGACUGCUGUGUAAAGCGGGGGACUACGCAUUGCGGUGCACCUUUGUGGCUUCUGCCAGCCUUGUGCCAGCUACGCGACAGCUUUUCUCGUGGGCAGCAUCCGUUGAACGGGAAAGCCACUGGUAUUUGCACUUUUUACGUCGCAUAUGAAAGACGUCCGCAGGGAUGGGCAAUAGUGCACACACUGCCAAAAGGGCUGCGCUCGCUUCGGCGCAUAGUGUACGUUGACACACUUUGGGCGAAGGCGAGACCUCUGAUGAGUAGGGACUUCACGAGAAAAAUAAAAGCCAUGCGAAAAAGUAAGGAUGACUUGUCCUAUUAGAAGAGCGUGGUCAGAAGCGAGAAAUGUAGGCUGUCGCACAAAAAUGGUGGCUACGGUGGGCUAUAAAAAUACACUCAACAGUGCAAAGCCUUCCUGUUGUACAUUUUAUAGAUGAUAGGGGCUACACACUCGGACAGAAAGCGUAAUUUUCUACUUGUCCUACUUCAUGUACGGAGAACAUUCCUCAUCAAGUAUGCAGGGACCUUAAGUUGAAGUGGAAGGAAGGUCAAGUGAUAUUCGGCCUUUAUGCUUAUACAACUCGCGCAUGAGCAAAUCUAAAUAAAUUUGAAAUUUUCCUAUUUCGGGUGUGUUCUCAUGCCUAAUGAUCACUCCUGCGAGCUCUCUGUGUCGAAACAUGAAGCAGCGCGAAGAAGACGAAGACAACAAUCGAAAACACACACAACAAGACGAGCGCUACACUGCCAACUGGAAAAUUGCGAAGAAUUUCAAC
Molecule: messenger RNA, 5792 nt
Organism: Dermacentor albipictus
Lineage: Eukaryota; Metazoa; Arthropoda; Arachnida; Ixodida; Ixodidae
Source: RefSeq, a predicted model, not a curated record